Molecule: messenger RNA, 2433 nt
Organism: Closterium sp. Yama58-4
Lineage: Eukaryota; Viridiplantae; Streptophyta; Zygnematophyceae; Desmidiales; Closteriaceae
Source: the annotation of a GenBank genome assembly
AUGGCUGCUGCGUCGCUCGCAUCGUGCUCGACAGUCGUGCCAGCUCUGGCGGGGGCGGCGGGAAUUGAGGAACGUUCGACGCGAGCCUUAAGAAACGCCUGCAGCCGCUCCCUCGCACCCAGGCGCGUGAGGUCGUUGGUGGCGGAAGCAGCAACGAGCGAUUCACGGCGAGAGGCGUCGCGCGACGACGGCAGCAGCGCGGACACGAGCGGUCGCCGUGCCUUCCUCGCCCUUUCCACCGCCUCCGCUGCCGCCUUGCUGAGUUCCCCGAUUCCAGCGCAUGCUGUCUCCACCAGUCGCCGUGCCAAUCAAGGGGCGCGCAUCCCAGAGGAGGAGUACACAACACUGCCGUCAGGGCUCAAGAUCUAUGACAUCAAGGUCGGCUCAGGGCCGUUGGCCAAGCUGGGAGAUCGAGUCACGGUGCACUACGUGGUGCAGUGGAAGGGCAUCACGUUCAUGACGAGCCGGCAGGGCAUGGGCGUGACAGGCGGCACGCCCUACGGCUUUGACCUGGGCUCUAGCAGCCUCGGCAUGGUGCUCAAGGGGCUCGACCAGGGUGUCGAGGGCAUGCGCGCUGGUGGUGUGCGUCAAAUGAUAGUGCCUCCGGAGCUGGCAUAUGGCGAUCGAGGCAUUCAGGAGAUCCCACCCAAUGCCACUCUCCAGAUGAAUGUGGAGCUCCUGGCAGUGAAGCAAAACGCCUAUGGCACACCCGUCAAGCUUAUUGAGGUGAGCGACGACUACAUCCCGUGCCUGGACAACACGCGGGCGAUCAAGAAGCUGCGCACCACCAAGCAGUACCAGCACCGCGAGCGCCACUGCCCAAAUCCCCAGGAAAUGCCGCGCUGCGUCGUGCCCAUGCCCGAGGGCUACAAGCCGCAUGUCCCGUGGCCCGAAAGCCGCGAUGAGAUCUGGUUCAACAACGUGCCGCGAACAUCCCUGGCGAACUACAAGGCGGACCAGAACUGGCUCAAAGUGGAGUCGGACCGCUUCGUCUUCCCCGGCGGCGGCACGCAGUUCAAAUACGGCGCCGCGACGUACAUCGCGUGGCUGGAGCAGGUUCUCCCGGAGCUCGCGUGGGGGCGCCGCGUGCAAGUCGCGCUCGACAUGGGCUGCGGCGUCGCGAGCUUCGGCGCGUAUCUGGACGCGAAGAGCGUCAAGGUGUUGUCCGUGGCGCCCAAGGACGAGCACGAGGCGCAGGUGCAGUUCGCGCUCGAGCGCGGAGUUCCCGCGCUGGUCGGCGUGAUGGGCACGCUGCGCCAGCCGUUCCCCGCGAAUUCCUUCGACGCCGUGCAUUGCGCGCGGUGCCGCGUGCCGUGGCACGCCAACGGCGGGAUGCUGCUGCUGGAGCUGAACCGACUCAUCCGCCCGGGGGGCUAUUUCAUUUGGUCCGCGACUCCCGUGUGUCUUGAGUGUAAGGCGUUUGAGCCGGAUGAUCGCGAGGUGUGGGCGGCCAUGGAGGAGCUUACAGCGCGUAUGUGCUGGACGCUGCGCGCCAAGCGCGUGAACAUGACGUUCGGGAUCGGAGUGGCGGUUUGGCAAAAGCCCACCGACAAUCGCUGCUACCGCCACCGCCCCAAUAACUCGUCGCUUGCGCCGCUGUGCUCGACCGCGGAUGAGCCCGAUGCUUCCUGGUACGUACCGAUGCAGUCGUGCAUGCACCGCGUGCCCAUGGACCGGGACGCGCAGCACGGCUCGGAGUGGCCCGCGGACGGCGCGGAACGGCUCACCGCGGAGCCGGUGUGGCUGGACGGCGCGGCGGAAGCAAUGGAGAGCCGCGCGGUAGUGGAGGCGGAGGAGCUGCAGCAGGAGAGGAUUGCGGGCGUGGAUGGGGAGUGGGAUGGGGGGAGGAGAAACGGAGAGGGGAUUGGGUAUGGAGGGUACGGGGGGUUCAGCAACGAUACGGAACGGUGGCAACGGGUGCAGAGGACGUAUGAGCGGCGGAUGGGGUUCGACUGGAGCACCAUUCGCAACGUGAUGGACAUGGAUGCUCGCAUGGGCGGGUGGGGAGCAGCGUUAGCAGCCACGGGCAAGCCGCUGUGGACGCUCAACGUGGUGCCGACAUCGCGGCCCGACACUCUCCCCUUGGUGUUUGAGCGCGGGCUGUUAGGCGUAUACCACGACUGGUGCGAGUCGUUCAGCACAUACCCGCGCACCUACGACCUGCUGCACGCGCACCACCUGCUGAGCCACCUCGACAAGAACCACCGCCGCGGCUGUGACGUGGUAGAUGUGAUGCUGGAGAUUGAUCGUAUGCUGCGGCCCAUGGGGUACGUCAUUAUACGCGAGACCAACGCCACGGCAGCCGUGGUGGAAUCAGUAGCAGCGGCGCUGCACUGGAAGCCGCUUGACAGUUACAAGCGCAACACAGACGACACUGUGCUCGCGUUUCAAAAGACCAUGUGGAGGCCUGUGGUAGAGGCCACGGAGGAGUAA